AUGAUCUUGCAAAACAAAAUAUUACAAGUGAAGAAUUAUAUCGAUGGUCAAUAUCAAUACUGUUUGGAAUCAAAUGAUUUAUCUUUGGAAAAACAAUUUGUUUAUAAGUUUACAUUACCAAGAUUUGGACAUAAGUGCCAAUACGAACUAUACUAUUAUGAUGAAACGUUUGCAACAUUUUAUGAAAUAGUUAGGGAAUAUUAUUAUCAACAGCGAAACAACGAAGAAGCUUUGACUUGUUAUACUAUUUUGAAAUGUAAUCGUGGUCAUUCACCAGCAUGUUUAAAUUGGUCAGAAAUUUGUGAUGGUGUAUUUAAUUGUCUAGAUGGAAAUUCUGAUGAAGAACAUUGUUGGCAACUUGAAUUCAAUCAGUGCGAAGAAGGUGAAUAUCAAUGUAAGAAUGGACGAUGCAUACCGAACGAAUUUAUUUAUACAGGUAUAUCAAGUUGUGAAUGUGAUGACCCAUUGUACAAUUGUGCUACUGAUUCAUCUGAGCUUGUGUUCGAACUAGAAGGUGCAAUAUGUGAAACGUCAUUUUUAACAAGCAACUGUGACCUUUUAAAUCCUAUUUUCAAACUUAUGAGGAUACUAAAGUGGAAGAAUAUAUCCGUAUUAUAA
Messenger RNA from Adineta ricciae, 618 nucleotides. Lineage: Eukaryota; Metazoa; Rotifera; Eurotatoria; Adinetida; Adinetidae. The record is from the annotation of a GenBank genome assembly.